Molecule: messenger RNA, 6049 nt
Organism: Scylla paramamosain (green mud crab)
Lineage: Eukaryota; Metazoa; Arthropoda; Malacostraca; Decapoda; Portunidae
Product: interferon regulatory factor 2-binding protein 1-like
Biological process (GO): regulation of transcription by RNA polymerase II
Cellular component (GO): nucleus
Molecular function (GO): metal ion binding; transcription corepressor activity
Source: RefSeq, a predicted model, not a curated record
UGUGUGUGUGUGUGUGCGUGUGUGUGUGUUGGCCGCCGAGUGAGCCAGACGCGGGCUCAGUAUGAGACAGCCCCUCUGUUGGGACGCACGGCCAUGACGUUCUCUGUGUCCUGCUAGUUCGGCCCGUCUGGGUAAUGUGUCACGUCCCUGCCACCAGGAGUACCUCACGUCGCCCCGUUGUGCCCAGGGUCAGCCCUUCGCCCCGGCGCUGUUCCCGCCCUCACGCCCUAUUAGUGACCUCGGUGUGAAGUUUGCGGUGCUAAGUCCAGCGUGUCUAGUGAGUGUGCAGCCAACAGUGCAGUGAAUGUUGUCCGAGAGUCGCGGCGCCAUGUCAUCCUACAGGAGCCAGCGUCAGCACUGCUACCUGUGCGACCUGCCUCGCAUGCCCUGGGCCAUGCUGCACGACUUCUCGGAGGCCGUGUGUCGCGGCUGUGUGAACUACGAGGGCGCGGACAGGAUCGACCUCGUGAUCGAGACUGCCCGCCAGAUGAAGCGGGCCCACGGCAUCAAUGAGAGCCGUCAGGGGCCCGCUAAGAGUCACCCCCGCGUGCCCAUGGAGGCCCAGAACGGAGCCCACCACAUCAAAUUGGAGGGUGGCAUCAAAAUGGAGCCCGGGUCACACUCACAAUCCAGCUCCCACUCCCACGGCCACCCUCACGGCCACCCGACGGCCCUGCCGCCGCCCGGCGCCCCCGUGCCCUUUGUGUCAGGGGACGUCCGCCAGCGAGCCCCACACAUGCUGGCCUUCCCCGCCGGACUGCCCCACCGCGAGGACCCUCACGCACCCUCCUUGGUGAGGCCGCCCGCCCAUCUCACCAGCCAUCCUGCAUCACACCCCGCCCCUGCCGCCUCCACACUCCCGCCCGCCAGGAGCUCCGGGCUCCUCGUCGUCACAGGCUCAGAAGAGGUCCUUCGAGAGAGAGACGCCCAGAGCCCCAGUGAAGGCAAUGUGUCCAAGCGAGCCAUGCUGGAGGAGGGCCACCGGCCGCCCCUCACGCGAGGGGAGUCCCUGCCAGCCGCCCCAGUGGGCCCCAACACCAAGCACCACCCCGUCCGAGUCUGGUCCUUCGACGGGUCGUCAAAACCUCCGCCUGGUUAUGAGAUAGCGGCCCACAUCCGCCUCUCCCUGCUAGGCUUGGGUACGGGGGCACACCGACCCGGCGGCGGCGCGGCAGUCGGCACCAAGCUGAAGGCCUCCUCGGGGUGUGGGGAGGGUGCGAGCCUCCAGCGGGCCGCCGUCCGGGCCAGCAGCAGCAGCAGCCCGUGCGCCUUGCGGUCCGCCCCUGCCCGCCAGCAGCACCCUGACGCAGAGGGCCAGUCCAGUGGUUACCCCGGCCUGCCCGUGAGUGCCGCCGCGGUGGUGGCGGCGGCGGCGCAGCAACAAGCACAGGCCGCAGCCAGCAGCCAGAGCCAGCAGGGGUCCUCCCAAGGGCCUGCUGCGAGCUCCUCCCCGGAGGGACCCAACUCCUCCACCAACGGGCCGUCCCCCAUGGCCGCCCUCCAGAGUGUGACAGACAACCUCCCGCCGGGAUCCCCUCUCAGCCACUCCUCCGCCUCCCCCCAGCAGCGCUCAGCCUCUAGGAAUUCAUCCCAGCUGUCCCCCAGCUCAGGUGAACCGCGGAGGAGAGCGUCUGCCGGGCGGCAUGGCGACUCCAGUGGCGACAGCAGCCCCGGAGCCCAGAGCGGCGGUUCCAGCGGCGGCGGCGACGGUCCGCAGCCGAGUAACAACCUGAAGUGCACCAUUUGUACGGAGCGGCUGGAGGACACCCACUUCGUGCAGUGUCCCUCCGUCCUCCACCACAAGUUCUGCUUCCCCUGCUCCAGAGAGUCCAUCAAGCGGCAGGGCGCAGGCACCGAGGUGUACUGUCCCAGCGGCGAGCGGUGUCCCCUGGCCGGGUCGUCGGUGCCGUGGGCCUUCAUGCAGGGCGAGAUCGCCACCAUCCUGGGCACGGCCAACAUCCUGCCACAGCACGCCCAGGACGAGGCCAAGACCAAGAAGGAGCGCGACACAUAGGCUGCGCCACGCCAAGCUCCUCUGGUUUUAGUUAAAAGGUCACCAGCGAUGCAUAGCUGGUGACUUUUUUGGGCGCUGCUCCACGUGUUAGCGUGGGCGUGGCGGUGCCGCAAGAGUAUGUCCAAAUGGUGCUGGAUCCGGUCCUUGCCAUGACUCUGUCCGCUGGUGGUGGUGAAGGUGGCGGUGGUGAUGGAGUGGUGGGGACGUAGUGGGGCUCCUACGGAACCCUAGGGCCCCACCACCAACUGUGUGUCGGGCCCGGCCUGUGGCCGCCCACCAAGGGAGGGGCAGAGUCAGCUAGUCCAGGAAGUCUACUUUAGUGACUGUUAACCAUUUGUGCGAACAUUCGAAGCAACAGUGAGUUGGGCCGCCCUUAGCGGUCUGUCAAGUCUCCUGCUGCGUCAGGAGUGAAGAUUUUCUGCCGCAACGCCGGCGGGAGGCGGCGGUGAUCCGCCGCCACCCUGGACCACCGGCGGUGGAGGCCCUCGGCCAGAGCAUUUGGGAGUGACCUUUUGUAGGCCCGGGGAGAGAUGAGCAGGGCGAGCAGCGGCGCCCGCCCGCUGGAGACACUCGCCCUGCUUUCCGGGUCACUUGGCGCCAACAGCUGCGCCCCAGCAGGCCUCGGCCUGGCCAAGCUCUGGCCGCAGCUGUCCGAUGUCGCCGUCGUCGGCUGGUGCCGUCGACUCAAGACGUCGUCCCACACUUGGUCCAUUUUCUUGUGCUGAUUUCUUGACAGUUUUAUCUUCAAAGUUGGGCAGAAUUGUUAUUGUAAUCUCUUAGACUGUACAUAUUUCAUCAUUGACACUGACAGACACACACAGGUGUGCACAGACGCAGGCGUACACAUACGUACACACACACAUACAUGAGCUGUACUCUCACACACCGCUCCCAGACCGUGUGACGUCGGCAAUGACCAAAGGCUUACCUUGUACAUUGAUUGAUAGGAAUAUAUUACUUUAGUGUAAUGUGAUAACACACUUAGCCUACUAGUCAUUUAUGAUACUGGGUAAUUUUGGUACAGUAUCACGAUUUGGAACUCCGUACUCGCUUUUGUAGAUUUAUAAAUGUUCCAAAUAUUCUCUUUACGGCAUCUGUCAGAUCUUCUCCACCAGACUAACACCGACCUUGGUUCACCAAAAACAAACUCCGAUUAACACGCAGGUCAACUUCCUUCUCGUCCGCCAUGGCCCGAGGGAACCCAAAACAGUUUUGAAGUUUUGCGUUGUCAGUGUUUCCACCCGCGUGUAGAGUAGAGGUCCGGGUGUGUGUGUCCCGCCACGCCGCGGCUCGCCUCGCGCGGGGUUCCUGGCACUCCCUGGCACACGUUAGGCUCUCUGGCAGUGUGGUUGUUGUUUGGACCAGCCUGCUGUGGGAUGCGAACUGAUGCGAACUGCCUCCUCGCCUGCUUCCACACGUCAAUCUUAUUCAGUAGAUCUGGGUGACGGUACAACAGUGGGAGGCAGGGAGGAGGGGCGCUUGUUGCCGCGUCCCACGUUAAGUCAGGCUGAGUCAGAUAGAUUAGUAACCUUGAGGGACGUCCUCGAAGCCGGUGCUUCGUGAGAGAGAGAGAGAGAGAGAGAGAGAGAGAGAGAGAGAGAGAGAGAGAGAGAGAGAGAGAGAGAGAGAGAGAGAGAGAGAGAGGCUAGCCGGCUGUAGGUGGGCGUCCCUUCCUUUUGUUCUCAGUAGUGGUCAUGUUGACGCUCCAGCCAACCCUUAGCGAUUUUUUGACACUUUAGGAGGCGCGUCUUGCCCCGGCAGCGCGCGAGCCCCCGUCAGGAGCGGAGGACUUUUAGACAAACAAAAUAUUUCACUCUCGGCAUGGAGCUUUUUGGAGAAGUUGCCAGAGUCUGUUUUAAGGUGCCAGAGAGCCCCGUUCGAGGCCCGCCCUUUCUCUGGUGCCGGCGAAGGGUGCGGGAGCUGUCAGAUGAGGGGCCCGCGGAGGGAGAGGCUCGCUGCAUGCCAACACUACCCACAAAGCACGUGGUAGGGGAGUACUGAACGUGGACCGUGUAACGCGUCCCGGCUCACCCCGCUCACCGGUGACGGGAAAUGAAUCGUGUGUGUGUGUGUGUGUGUGCGUGUGGUGCGCGCUGUCUGGGUGCGAAGAGAGAGAGAGAGAGAGAGAGAGAGAGAGAGAGAGAGAGAGAGAGAGAGAGAGAGAGAGAGAGAGAGAGAGAGAGAGAAUAUAUGCGUCACUACAUCUGGUGUUCACGUUAAGAAAGGAUUAUGUUUUGACCUUGAGAGCAUCAUGAGCCGUGCAGGUCAGCGGAGGUCACGCGCACCACUUAUUGUCUAAUCGGUUAUGACCUUCGUGUGGCGUCAGCGUUUCUUUGUCCUCUCUGCCACGACAUGAUGUUGUAACUUGUGGUGCGGAGUGUUGAGACUUGUGCCUCCAAGACAGGCGCGGCCACGGUGCUCCAAUGUGUGUGUGUUUCUGUGUGUGUGUGUGUGUGUGUGUGUGUGUGUGUGUGUGUGUGUGUGUGUGUGUGUGUGUGUGUUAGCGCGCGCGCACGCGUUCGCGUACUCGUGAGUGGGUGGGUGUGUUUUACAGAGGAUGUGCUCAUCAGGACAGCCCCCAACCCCUCCUCCCGGCCCAUACUAUAUUUAGCUUUCCCAGCAACAGCGUGACCCUUCAGGCAACAGCAACAACAUCACCUCCUCGGAGAAACACUGCUGGCUCGGUGUCUAGCCGCCCGUCACCUGCUGCCGCCUCCGCUGCUUAUCGUGUCCGUCAGCCGCUUGUCCGUGUCACCCGCCGUUGGCCUGUUUUCACUUCGUCAUGUCCUUGAUCCGUUGCCGCGUCGCGUCCGCGGCUGCCCUGCUCGUCUGUUGCCCUAGCACGCGUGAGCCCCGCCCCGCCGCCCCGCCGCCCCGGCCCGCUGGUCGGCGCCGCCCGGCACCGGCCGCCCCGCGCGCCCUCCGCCGGUUUUGUUGUUUUUGUUUUAGCGGCGCGGGGCGGGGCGAGGGCCGUGCCGGGGCGCCGCCCCGCGGGGCCGCAGCGGCCUCACUGUGUCAGGAGCGUCGCUCAGGUUUUCUUUCUUGUUGUCUUUGUUGCCUCGCGGCAUUUUGUUGUAAGUAUUAAUGCUGAACGUGUUACUACUUGAACUACUCCUUCAAAGGUACAAAUGAAGUAGCUCGACGUAUUUUUGUAGAAGGGCUUUGUAACAUAAUGACCACCGGAGGCGCGGGGGCGCCGCCACCCCUCCAGGCAUGAACACGACCUUAUUGUCCAUUAAUGUUGAAGCGGCGCAUUUGCCCGGUUUUGUUAAAUGAGUUGGCGUCCAGUUGAGGGAAUACGAAGGACAAGUUUUGAGCGAGUGACCCCAAAACGCUCCUGCCCCGCCUUGCCCCGCACGGCGCAGUCCCCGGGAGCCAGGUCGGUGCCGCCCCCGGGCCACUUUUCGACCGCCGCUGCCGCCAGGAAGGCCGUUGGUCACGGCCACGAGCAACACUGGUCACGACCCUUCAGGCCCCACACAGAGGUCACUGUCCUCUCCUUCAGGCCUCAGCAGCGGCGGCCAGCACAGGGGCCGCAGCCCCACCGGACCGUCCUGCACCGACCACCCACAGGGGCGCUGAUCCGGGGCGGGGCGGGGCGCGGGCGACGCGGGGCGAGAGGGAGGCGGGUGUGGCAGGGACGGAGACGCCCGCCGGGGACACAUCGACCUAAGCUGUACAGUACUUUAGGCUGCCCGUUCAUGUAUGGGGUCAUACAUAUUGGUUUAUGUAUGAUUUUGAUGUACCUGCUUUUAAAUAUAUGAAUAUAAAUAUAAAUAUAAAUAUAUUAUAUAUAUACAAAUGUUGCCGCUGAGCGACCUUUAAUACCUGUUCAUAUGGAUGUUGUUGGUCUCUUCUCAUUGUAAAGGGUGUACAGUGAACACAAGCAUAGCAUAUAUAAAGAUUCUAUUACGUUCCGCAGCCACUCUCACUGCUGCUGGGUGAGUGUCGCCCCGGCCGCCAGCAAGGCCCUGCGUGCCAUACCCGGAGCGCACCCAGUCCACCCUCCCAGUAAUAAACUUAUUGACAACUUCA